Thunnus maccoyii (southern bluefin tuna) is the source of this 1019-nucleotide messenger RNA. Its product is annotated as melanoma-associated antigen E1-like. The record is from RefSeq and is a predicted model, not a curated record. The transcript is spliced from 8 exons. NCBI's taxonomy places the organism in Eukaryota, Metazoa, Chordata, Actinopteri, Scombriformes, Scombridae. Bases 148 to 747 code for a protein of 199 amino acids.
GUCUAUGAGGAGUGUAAUCCUGAAUGAAAGAGAAGAACCUGCCAUUGCACAUGGCAGCAGGCUAAGCAAGGUAGCCCUGACAUCCUCCUCCCCGGCCAGGUCCUCCAGCUCUUCCUGAAGCAUCGCCAGGCCAAAUCAGUUUUAGAGAUGCCUGGUAGUACAAAAAAACUAUGCCUUGGCUGUAAUGCACAAAUAGGUGUGGCAUGCAAAAAGUGCCCCCAGUGCGCCCUGAUGCAGCCCCACAAGAAGAGGCUGACAGAUGCCUGGAUGAAAUUUUCGCAAGAGAAAGACGCCUGGAGAUCAAAGUAUAAAAAGUGGAAUAAUGGAAACAAAGAACAUGAAAAAGCGUACAAGCUGUUGGACCGUUUCUCCAUUCUGGGAUACCACCCUGUUUUGCUCCUUGUAUGUUGGAAAAGAAACAAGAAGGCAAGACCCCCAGAGACCUCCACCUUCCUGGAUGCAUCCACCUCCCUGAGACCCUCCACUUUGCCAGGACCCUCCACCUCCCCGGGACUCUCCACUUCUCCAAGACGCUCCACCUCCCUGGGACCCUCUGUCUCCCUGGGACCCUCCACCUCCCCAGGACCCUCUGUCUCCCUGGGACCCUCCACUUCCUCAGGACCCUCUGUCUCCCUAGGACCCUCCACUUCCUCAGGACCCUCUGUCUUACUGGGACUCUCCACUUCUCCAAGACCCUCCACCUCCCCGGGACCCUCUGUCUCCCUGGGACCCUCCACCAACAUAUGAAAAGGACUUGAUGUUGAUGGUGCCCAUGUCCACAGAGGAUUCAAAUGCCUUAGCUGCCAAAGAGGCUGGGACUUUGUGGACUGGGUCCCAACCUGCAAGUGAUUGCAAGGAGUGUAGAGAAAGGGACAGCACCGGAGUUUUCCUGUACUCCAAAAUAUUCAAAGAGAGGACAGAAAGCAACCAUGUGAGACAUGCAAACGAAUAUGGAAGCCUACAUGGGAGCCACGGCCAGUCCUGGGAUUUCCUGCGGUGUAGCCAGUUCAUUGUUCUCG